This is a messenger RNA of Mercenaria mercenaria, 2614 nucleotides long. RefSeq lists its product as uncharacterized. The coding region runs from base 230 to 1519 and encodes 429 amino acids. Lineage: Eukaryota; Metazoa; Mollusca; Bivalvia; Venerida; Veneridae. The transcript is spliced from 2 exons. The record is from RefSeq and is a predicted model, not a curated record.
AACUCUAGCGACCUUGUUUAGUAAAGCUAUCAGCAGCGAUUAUCCCCUGCUGACGUAAUGCAUGAAAUACGUCACAGCGUUCUCUUUCGAAGAUUCCAGCAAGGAAUACAGGUCAGAAAAUUGUUUGUCUCGGUUAUUAUUUUUAAUUUUGUUAAACUAGAUUCUAUAAAGUUUUAAAUGAGCUGCGAUGUUAUUCUCUUGAUUUAUUUAGAAACUCUAAAUAUUUUAGAUGUACAGUACAGAGGAUUUAGAUUCUCUAUUUAAAUUUUUUAUACUGAGUAGGCUAGCAGAUUUAGCUCUAGAUCGGCCGUUAAAGACCCGAGCCCGUGGCAAACAUCUACAUAUUUUCACACCUUUGCUUUAUGCUUUUAACAUUGCAUUCAAUUUAUUUACAUAUCUGGAAAUGCCGAAGCGACAAUCCAGGGGCGGACGCCGUAGGGCGGAGACUUCCACUGUGGCCUCACAAGUUCAAACCAGGAGGACACGUAGGCGUACACCCAGAGCCAUUAACAGCCAAUUAACAGCACAGAGUCAUCCGGUUACGACGGAGUAUAACCAAAUCAUGAACUCUCACUUAAGUAGCUCUAAUCUGGGACAAUUUCACGCUUCAGACACGAUAAAUGACUUCAGUGCUGGAUCUGCCAAUUACCCCACCACUGGUUCCUUUAUAACAGGACUGUCUGGACAAUACCAGAACACCGACACUCGGGUUUCUCCCGGUAUAAGUACUUCUACAUGUACGGCUUUUGGUGUUAUUCCAGCUAAUCCGGGACAUCACUAUGGUUCAGGACAACUUCAGAACACUAACAUUUCUAGUGCUAAUAUUGGUUCAUUUAUUCCACAAGGACAAUAUACAUUUCCUCCAUUUUCUGGACAUGCUCAAGGACAAUUACAGACCAGCAGCAUUACAAACCCUCUUUCUUCUCCCAGUAUAAGUAGUUCUACAUGUACGGCUUUUGGUGUUUUUCCAGCUAAUCCGGGACAACACUAUGGUUCAGGACAACUUCAGAACACUAACAUUUCUAGUGCUAAUAUUGGCUCAUGUAUUCCACAAGGACAAUAUACAUUUCCUCCAUUUUCUGGACAUGAUCAAGGACAAUUACAGACCAGCAGCAUUACAAACCCUCUUUCUCCUAGUGUUCAGUAUAAUCCGAUUAAUCUGCAGGGAAAUGAACAGUUUCGCAACAAUUAUGUUGAACACCCUGCUCUGAUGAACACGGAGAGCAUUCAGGCCAGUACUAGUAACAUCCAACAAGAUUCUCAGCAAUACGGUACAGCCUUUCAAGAAGUCGGUGCUUCAAAUUCACAUGCGCCACAACCGACUGGGCCAUUACACAUGGAUUCGACCCACCCUGUAGUGAACCAAGAUGGCUGUCUGCCACAAUCGUCAGCUGUCCUACCUCCUGACCCUGUUACAGAAGAUACGUUCCAUGUGUGGAUAGUUGGUUCUUCCAUGGUGAGAGAUGCAUUUUACCAUGCAACAGACAAAAACCUUGGUCUCUCGCAAAUUGGAGGGUAGUAGAGUGGAAAUUUAAGCCUGGUUUGCGCGAACAUCAACUCUUUCCGCUUAUCCAGGAAAUGUCAACUGAUAAACCACUUCCUUACUUAAUUGUUAUUCACUGCGGCGGAAAUGGUUUAGGACAAGCUCCUUUGGGUCAUAUUCAGCUUCAAUUAAAACAGUCAGUUGAAUCCAUUCUAAGUAUUUUACCAUCAACAAGAAUUGUUUGGUCCUCAGUUAUACCGAGGCUAUAUUACCGAAACGAAGUUAAUCACGAUAAACUGGAAAAAGCCAGAAAAAGAUUAAAUACGGAUCUUUCAAAAUUCUGUAUGCAGUCGGGAGGUGGUUACAUCAGAUAUCCUGAAAUCACGCAUAAACCAAGAAUUCUUUUCAGAUGGUGUGCACUUGUCACAUAAAGGCAUAGAAAUUAUGGUGUCGAAUAUUCAAAAUGCACUGUUUACUUUUUGUCAGACUGAUAUUUUGUGUUACCCUCAGUAGAUUCAGUGAUAUAUUUGUAUGACUCAUUUUUGUCCCGCGCUACUCCGCCUUUCUAAUUUUACAAAUACGUGAAAGAUCUUAUAUGUUUUUGGCGGAGCUUUGACAGUCUGCAUGCUAGAUUGGACUGUCACGCUUUGGCAUACUAGCGCGGUUUUGUAAUGCAACCACAAUGUACAUGGCUGUCAAUUUCAAAAUUAUUCAUGAGUAUUUCUUAACAGAUAAAUUACCAUUGCAAAAUUUAAAACACGAUUUCAAUUAAUUACUUCAGAUUUUCCCGAGUAAAUUCACAACAAGUUCUAUAUUCUGAUAUCAUCCGAUUGUCCGGUGUGUGAGAAGCUGAUAUCAUCCGAUUUUCCGGUGUACAUUUAAAUUACGUCCGAUUGUCCGGCGUAUGAGAAUCUUAUAUCGUCCGAUAUCCGGCGAUAAAAAAUCAUAGUGUCCGAUUAUCCGGCAUGUUAUUAUUCAUUCUAUCUUCCGAUUAUCCGGAGUUAUCGGUCUCUGCCAUAUUGCCCCGGCUUAUGCCAUCUUAGGGGAUCAGCGCAGUACCGGAUGCAAAUUAUUCAGAUUGUGAGAAAGUUUUCUCAGUGCUUUAACGCCAUGCUCGUUGUGGUUGUAAAG